Messenger RNA from Zootermopsis nevadensis, 5042 nucleotides. It is a transcript of the gene pinta, whose product is annotated as prolonged depolarization afterpotential (PDA) is not apparent. Gene Ontology annotation, molecular function: phosphatidylinositol bisphosphate binding. NCBI's taxonomy places the organism in Eukaryota, Metazoa, Arthropoda, Insecta, Blattodea, Termopsidae. The record is from RefSeq and is a predicted model, not a curated record. Gene Ontology annotation, cellular component: membrane.
AAGCGUUUUCACAGAUAAGUACUCAGACAUAUUGUUCAAUUUUCCUUUUAGGAUACACGAUAUCUUAGGUUUGACAUUGGACUCAUUCAGGGGUUUCAGGUUUGACUCUCAGAUUUGUGUGCAGAUUUUUCUGGUAAUGGACUAAAGCAAAAAAUGAAAAUUGUUGGAAGUAAAUUAUACCAAGCCACCACCAUUGUUUGGACCUUGUAUUAAACUACAGGCCCCUGCUGUCAACUGUUAUCAUAACAACCCUAUCAGGAAUGGCAUAAUCACGUCUGUGGUUGCUCCAAUUUCAGAAAUGAAUUCUAGAUUUUUUCUAUUUGUUUCUGUGGUAGUAGCUGUUUUAUUUAUUUUCCUCCUUAAUUUCAAGCUGUUUGACCAACAUUGCAAUAUUACAACAUUUAAUUAAUGAUCUAUGAUUGCUGCUAGGUAUCUCCAUUGUUGAAUCUUCAUUAUUUAAGCUUUCAAGCAUAAGAAUUUCACAAAAUUAUUUAAUAUUAUUUAGGCAAGUUUUUUGCCCCCUUCGGCCUGUUCUUUUUAUACACGAAUAAUAUACUGAGAAGUGACUUGCAUUCAAAUCUUAGUACUGUAAAAGGUUCAAAUUUUAAUGAGUAUGCUAAUUUAAAAGUUGUAAAUUUUGAUGAAGGCUUAGUAUCAACAGUGUAAUAAUUAUAGUAUUCAAAGAAGUUUCAAUAGCAUUAAAAUUCACUGUUUACUUUUGCCAGUCAAUUGCAUGCCAAUGACCUAUUCUCUCCGUUUUUAUUAAAUUGUGAGAACUAUUGGGAAAAUUUACUCAUUUGAUGAGCAAGAGAAUUGUAUGAAUAAAUGUGAAAGAAGUGUACUUAUGAAAUUUGGCUAUCAUGAGUCACAUCAGCAUGAACGGUUUGAGGUUCAAAUGGCAGUGAGUAUGAAGUAUUUUCGGGUUUGUAGUACCAUGUAGUGUGGUAGAAGUUUGCCGACGUUUCAGAGUUAGUGUGACCAUGAUGAUGGAGAGACAAAGAACAUCUUCUCAUCAGCAUGAAGUUCUAACAAUGCACACCAGAGUACGCAGGAUGGCAUCAAAGAGGGAAAUGUACAUAUGUUCAUUGCCUCCAGUAGCUAAACAGCAUGCAGCUGAAUAUCUUCAUGAAAAUGAGGAGAAAAGGGACAGUGACAUUUGUCAUAUACUGGAUUGGCUGCAGGGACAGUCACACCUUCAUGCUCGACGUGAUCCAGUAAAUGUGGUACGUUUUCUACGUGGCUGCAAGUUUGAUCUUGAAAAAACUAAACGCAAGCUUAGUAACUACUAUGAAUUACGAGCCCACUGUCCUGAAUGGUUUAGCCAGAGAGACCCCUGUCUGCCUGAAAUUCAAGAGCUGCUUCAGCUUGGGGUUUUCCUUCCUUUGAGACGUCGGGAUUCCCAUGGGCGGCUUGUGGUUUUGAUUCGUGCUGCUGUUCAUGAUCCAAAAAAGCACCGCCAAAGUGAUGUGUUCAAGGUUGGGAAGAUGACACUGGAAUUGGCACUGGAAGAUGAUGAAACAGUCUCAGUAUUUGGUGUAGCAGCUGUGUUUGACUUGAGUGGUGUUACUCUCGGUCAUGCCAUGCAGUUACCUCCUCAUGUAGUUAAAAAGGCUGUGCAUGCAUGGCAGAACUGCUAUCCUGUACGUACAAAGAGUUUAGAUUUUGUGAAUGCACCUCCACAUGUCAACAUUGUGCUUAAUAUUUUUCGCCGCUUUAUGACAGAGAAAUUGCGACAGAGGGUACAUGUGCAUGGAUGCAGUCUGGCAUCAUUGCAUACUGUUGUGGAACCUGAACUCCUGCCUAGAGAAUAUGGGGGAACAGAUGGCACACUGCAGGAUCUCAUUGAUUUUUGUGUGCUUCAGAUUACUGGCAGCACCAUGUGACGGAGAAACGAGAAUGGUUCCUUCAGGAUGAGCGAUAUAAGGCCACCAGCUAAUUGUUGCAUUCCAUUACAGUUGUGUAUACAGUAUUUUUUAAAUUUUCCAAAAGAAAUAAGUAUAGUUGUUACUAAGAUAUUUUUAUUUCUGGAGGUUAUUACUUUAUAUACAGUAACAUGUAUGGUACAAUAUAUAUAAAUGACCAAUACUAACAGGACAACAGCUUCAUGCAUUAUUAAAAGGCAUCUGGAUUCAGCACCUGUUGCUGUAUCAGAUGGAAAAAGAAAUUUGUAAAGUAAAAGUAUACUAGAUCAGUUUGUUACCAUAUUAGGUUAGUAUUCAGAGAGGCAUGUUUUGUCCCUGACACAGCCACUCUUGAUGGAAACAAAAAAAAAUCAGUUUCAUCAUCAUCGUCCUAACCACCUACACUUUCUACUCCCACACCUCUUAUAUAACCCUUACUCUUCUUCAUUAUCCUGUGUUAAUAAUAAUGACCUGUUACAUCUGGAAUUGUUCGUUGCAUAGUAGGGAUACAGUAUUUCAUUAUGGAGUUGAUGACCUCUUCAUCAGAAGGUAUGCAGUGUUGAAUCACUCUAAUGUUUAAAUAUGUUAACAUCUGUGAAAGUAAAGGUCUGUAGUCAAAUUCACCCAACUUUGGAUUAACCAACCCAAAGCCCAUGUUUCUUGAUCUGUUUUCUAGGGGAGCUCAUAAAAACUCCUCAAUUGAUAGUAAUUUGUUUUUAAUAGACAUUUAUCUUUCUUUCAAAUUCUUGAUUUAGUCAUGUUUCAGUGCCUCUUUUUAACUCUGUAUACAGAGAUUUAUGUCUUUGUUGCCCAAAUAUAGCAGAUUUUAAUUUAAAAAACCAAGAGUUAUGUGCAAGGACCAGAAGUAACUCAGUCUACUGGAUGAAACUUAGUGAUUUGAUAUUCUUAAUCAACUUAUAAUUAUGAUAUUCAAAAGAAAGUAAGUAGGAGUAUAUAUUAUUAUAUUAUUUACUAGUUAGUAUGGUUGAUGGGCUGUUAAAUGGUAUUGCAAAAGAAAGAAGAUGUAGAAAGUGAAAUCUGAGGUUCUCACAGUGGUGAAGAUAUGUGUUCUGGGUUGUGAUGCCAUGUGGAGUCAUAGGUAAACGUUUUGGAGAAACAUUAGUUAUGCUUCAGUUUGAUUUUGAGCAGUCAUUCACCAACAUGAAUAUUUUAAUUUGAAACAUCGACGGGUCUGGUACACAUAUACUCUGUAGGCCAUCAAAUUUUAAGUUUUAAUCCCGAGGAAUAUAGAAUCAUUGGUUAGGACAGGGCCGUCAUGAUUCGAAAUAAAUUUUGUAACAUCCACCAAAGCGGGAUGUGGUGAACAUAGAAAUAUGUGGAGGCUCUUUGGUAUCACCUAUCGACAUCAUUUCAGAAACGGAUCUCAAAUAAUUAUUUCUUAAAAUUUCUUUAUAAGAGGUGAUAUUUACAAUAAACCAAACAGUCCGUUCUCCAUGAACCAAUGAAAUACUUCACUACAAUCAACGAAUUAAACGGUCGCUUUGUAUCAUAAAUAAGCACACCGUAAAACACUCUACUUUAUUAGAUAAUUUUAUAAUUGAGACAUAUUGUAGACACAAGUUAUGAUUUUAUAUUGAAAGAAUUUCUGAUAUGUCAAGGAUGUUUGUUGUUUUUUUACCUAUGCUUAUGGAGCCACGCCCAUUGAGAACGCCUGCGGAUUUGCUAAUUUCAGCACCCUAAUUUCUUCGCAUCUACCUCUCUUUUCAGUCGCCCACUGAAAAUAAAUUUAUGCGUAAAAAUGCAUUAACUGGUAAAGUUAAUGUGGGAAAGGACAAAGUGGGAUCAUAGCAUUGUAGCGAAGGAUUUGUUGACGCCCAGCUUUAUAUUGGCCCUGUACAGUUUCUGAAUAGGAAUACGCAAAGCAAUUAAUCUUACUGUCAUAUAUAUAAGUUUGGCUAGACCCGAUCCAGCAGUCCGGCGAAAGCACAGCAUGGAGGUAAUUAAAGAGGAACCUAAUUCGGAUGAAGAGAUACACCCAAUAUCUUCACAGAAUGAACAUUGCCUGGUUUAUACGAAGGAUAAUCAUUCUGUACAUGCAACAUUCUUUGUAGUAGGGACAGAAACUGAGAAUGCAAUUCAGAUGGCUGUAAUGUGUUCAAUGAGAUGUGAGUGAGGUGGGGAAACCAUUAUCAUAAGUGACAUUGGCGUGGUAUAUCUCUGAGGGAACAGUGAAAUACAAGAGGAAUCUUCACUCAGGUUAGUGAUAUCAGUGGUGGAGACUUAAACAUAGUAUUGGUUUGACCUCCACACUCACCAGUCAGCAAUGUUCAUAUGGCUCAGUAUAUAGUCAACUCACAUGCAUUAAUUUGUCAACAGUUAACAGAUAAAACAGUUCAGAUCAGAAAUUAAAAAAAAAAUAUACCUCUUUGCAUUGUCAGUUUCACUAUGCCAGAAAUAUUUAAUAUGUCACUGUUCUGAAAGUCAGUGGUUGCAUUUUUGUUACUACAGAUAGGUUGGUUGUGUUACCACAAGUAAUUUUGGGUCCUCAGUUGUGAGUGGGAUUCAACAAUGAUGGCGGAGUUUUUAUUGUAGUAGACUGUGUUGCUUUGUAAAAUUCAUUAGUAUUAGUGUUAUACCCACCAGUAUAGUUUGAUAGUUUUCUAAAAAGUAAUACCAGUAGUAACACUAUGGUCAUAUGCCUCCAGAUUGGCCAUAUGCACGUAUUACAUGUCCAUUUGUUUCACUAUAAGCCACAACCUGUCUGCAUUAACUGUCCUGUACAACAUACUGUACAUGUUUAUUUUUUCUGUGACAUCAUGUAUUGUGCAUUUAUUGUUCUUUAUGAUAUGUUUUGUAAAAUGUUAACAUCUCUCCUUUCUUUUCCCCUUUCAUUAUAACAUUAGGUAUAAUUUACAUGCUGAAUGUUCUUUAUAUAGCUAGAAGAGGCACAAAAUACAAAAGUCAAAAAUGAAGUAAGAACAGAGGAAUGUGAAAUGUGUCCAACCAGGUGAGCAUGAUGUUAUGACUUAUUUGUGUAAAAUCAGCAAGGAUUAGGAAUGGCACAUCUUCGGGAUAUAUUAUGAAUAUCAGAACAAGAAUGUAAAUCACAGUUAAACCAUAAUUUGCUUAUUGUAUUAUUUAGCAGAUAAAUGACAAUAAAUGUGUUUUGCCUUUGAAAUA